UCUAGUUCGGGGAUGCCGCUUUCCUAAUGGAGUGUGCCUUUUUGUUUAUCUUCUUAUGAUAAACUUUUUUUUGGAGGGGGGCUUGAAUUUAAAUAUUAUCACCCAGUUAUCUCAAUUGUUUAUCAAAAAAUCUGCCGAGCCGUUUAGACUUAUCGGCCUGCAUUUUAACUUUUGAUAAGAUGAGUCACGUUUUAUCAUAAUUUUAUCGGACCGAGUGCGAAGGGUAAGGAACGAACUAUUUGCCAGUCGGAUUUUCGGUCGUAACGCUUCACGGUAGAUUUUGAUACUGCGGUUUGGGCGGGCUUUCAUAGUCCUAGGCGGUGGUUUUGACCUCGAUGAUAUCUGAACUUUUAUCUUUCAACGUCUGGUCUCAUUCCACGAUAGCAUUGAUAAUCGAAAAGGGGAUCGAAAUUGCAGUCGGGGCCGUUCGGACGAAUUCGAUCAUUAAAUAACUGCUAAUUCGACUACGGGUGAUUAACAUACAUCGUACAGUGAUACUUGUUCAUAGUUCUUUGUAAAAAAAAAUGUCAAAUUUUUUCCCCCGGUUCUUGUUCAGUUUUGUGCGUCGGUUUUGAAGAAAGAUGGUGUUUAAAGUGAGUGCUUAUAAAUAUGGACAUAAAUGAAGUUGACGUGCUCAAGGUGCACCAAAAGGUCAAUCAGCCUAAGGAAAAUCUCUAUACAAGAACAUGCAUGGAUUUCAUAUCCAGGUACAGGCAAACGAGGUUUAGUUCUAGGCGAGUGCGAAGGAGGGUUGUGUUCAAGCACGGAGACUGCAAUGUCGUCCAAGGAAAUGUAGCGAAGCGAAGAAGACGUUAUUUGCAGGAUAUUUUUACAACCCUCGUCGAUGCUCAGUGGAGGUGGACGUUACUCGUCUUCGCUCUAAAUUUCCUUUUAAGUUGGCUGGGGUUUGCCGUGAUCUGGUGGCUAGUUUUAUAUACACACGGUGAUCUCGACCCUUCGAUUGCCUCCAACUCGACGUGGACGCCUUGCGUAAGGGAUGUCACCACUUUCAGCAGUUGUUUCCUAUUCAGCGUCGAGACCCAACACACAAUUGGUUAUGGCGCGAAACACACAACGGACGAAUGCCCGGAAGCGAUAUUUGUCAUGUGUCUGCAGAGUUUGGUCGGCGUCAUGAUACAGGCUUUUAUGGUCGGCAUCGUCUUCGCAAAGCUUUCCAGGCCCAAAAAGAGAACUCAGACUUUACUCUUUAGCCGGAACGCAGUCAUUAACCAGAGGGACGGACAGCUUUGCCUCAUGUUCAGGGUGGGCGACAUGCGUAAAUCGCACAUAAUCGAGGCGCACGUUAGAGCCCAGCUAAUUAACAAAAGGGUGACCAAAGAAGGCGAGACGUUGCCGUUCUACCAGCACGAGCUCAAAGUCGGCGGAGACGGCGAGGAGGACAAAAUAUUCUUCAUAUGGCCGACUACGAUAGUUCACAAGAUAACACCAGACAGCCCGCUGUACUCACUCUCAGCAAGUGAGAUGCUACGGCACAGAUUCGAGAUAGUGGUCAUUCUAGAAGGAGUGAUAGAAUCUACGGGCAUGACGACCCAGGCGAGGUCUUCCUAUCUGCCGAGCGAAAUUUUAUGGGGCCACCGGUUCGAACCGAUGGUGUCGUUCAAAAAGGAAACCGGAGAGCACGAGGUCGACUACGGCCUGUUCAACAACACGUACGAAGUGGACACGCCGAUCUGCAGCGCUCAGGCUUUAGACCAGCUAAUGGGCAUCAACACCAACGCCAACGGUACCAAAUUUCAAGUCGGCGGGAGCCUCGCGUCGGAAACGCCGGACCUGACCAGUAUGGACUCUAAUAGCAUACUCUGUGAUAAAGGCGAUCCCGGCCUCCAGCACGUCAUCAUACACCCGACGGACAUACCUGGCCCGGAAUCUCGUAUUUGACACAAACAGUGGUAGCUAACGCUUAGCUCUGUGUCGCCGGGGUUGUGCGGAUCACCCACUAAAGACUUUUGUAAAUACUGACCAAUUAGGAUAGUCGCUCAAAGAAAACAAUUCGCAAAAUUUUAUCUCAACGAAGUAAAGCUGGCAGGGGGAAUUAAUUAAAUUAAAAUACAAAAACAACAACGUAAUCGAAUAAAACUUAUUAAUCAAAGACAGAAAAUGUGAUUUUUAGUGAUAGUAGUGAUGGGACGUAGUGCCGCGAGGAGGGGAGACGACCGGUGCACAAAACGAAGGAGGGAUUAGAAAACGGCAGAGCCAAAUGGAACGUGGAAGGUAAAGCCGUUGGUAGAGGGGACCCCAGACUCCAAGCAACCGUCGUCAGUA
This is a messenger RNA of Cimex lectularius (bed bug), 2283 nucleotides long. Its product is annotated as inward rectifier potassium channel 2-like. Gene Ontology annotation, cellular component: plasma membrane. The record is from RefSeq and is a predicted model, not a curated record. Gene Ontology annotation, molecular function: inward rectifier potassium channel activity. Lineage: Eukaryota; Metazoa; Arthropoda; Insecta; Hemiptera; Cimicidae. Bases 610 to 1899 code for a protein of 429 amino acids. The transcript has 9 exons. Gene Ontology annotation, biological process: regulation of monoatomic ion transmembrane transport; potassium ion import across plasma membrane.